ACUCGCCCCUGCUUUAGAAUAAUUAUGUUAAACAGUUGUUGAGGUUAUCAGGAAUUCAGCAGAAAUACGCUAAGGGAAAACGGUGUUAAAUCGCAAAAAUAAGCAAAUAUGUUGAAAUUGCUGGCAGUUUGUUUAUUUGCCUCUGUGAUUGCUAACUGGAAUAAGAAUCAAGUACAAGCAAACGAAGAAUUGUCUGCCAAAGAAAGUCGCCUUCUGAAGUUGUUAGAGGGAGAAUUAGAAGAGAUCAAGAGGGGUUUUGAUCGAUGCGUUUCGGAUACAUGUGAUGAUGAUUGUCGGGCUGAAUGCUGCCUUGAUAGUUGCAAUGACAUUACCUGUUUUCGUGCAUGCUUCUAUGAUGAUGGAUAUGCGAUGCCAGUUGAAGAUAUCAGAGUAUCAAAUAGUAAAGCUGCCAGAAAGAUACGAUGGUUUGAAAAACGAGGCUAAGAGAAUGUAGUGCAUAAGCUGAGGAGGGAUAAAGAACAUUUUGCCUGACUGCUUGUAAACCAUAUUAUUUUCUUUGCUUUAACACUCGCAGUUAUACGACAGUUAAACAGUGCGUAUCUAUAUAGAUACGCAAAGUAUGAUUUCAAUUGUUUUAUUUGUACAAUUUGUACCAGCAGUUAUAUCUUCGUUAUUUAACUUAUUAAAUGUCAAUUUCUAUAUACCGUUUUGUUUCAGAUUUUGUAUAAUUAAUUUUUCUAUUUCUUUUGCAAC
Messenger RNA from Ruditapes philippinarum (Manila clam), 714 nucleotides. RefSeq lists its product as uncharacterized. NCBI's taxonomy places the organism in Eukaryota, Metazoa, Mollusca, Bivalvia, Venerida, Veneridae. The transcript is spliced from 5 exons. The coding region runs from base 109 to 444 and encodes 111 amino acids. The record is from RefSeq and is a predicted model, not a curated record.